AUGUUAAAUAUAAUAGAAUUAUUAAUAAUCUUUUUAAGUAUAUUAUUAGCUGUAGCAUUUUUAACUGUAGCUGAGCGUAAGACUAUGGGUUAUAUGCAGCGUAGAGUUGGACCUAAUGCUGUAGGUUAUUUAGGAGUAUUAAUGGCUAUAGCUGAUGCUGCUAAAUUAUUAUUAAAAGAAAUAAUUAUACCUACACAUGCUGAUAAAUUUAUAUUAAUAAUAAGUCCUAUGAUAGCUUUAAUAAGUUCUUUACUUAGUUGAAGUGUUAUACCUUUUGCACCUGGAGUUACUAUAUAUGAUAGUAAUUAUGGAUUUAUAUUAACUUUAGCUAUUAGUAGUAUAGGUGUGUUUGGUACUCUGUUAGCUGGUUGAUCUGCUAAUAGUAAAUACUCUUUAUUAGGUAGUAUUCGUUCUACUGCUCAAUUAAUUAGUUAUGAAUUAAUAUUAACUACUAUUAUAUUAAUAUGUAUAUUAUUAGCUGGUACUAUGAAUUUAAGUAAAUAUAUAGAAUUACAAGAAUCUAUAUGAUUAGGUAUACCAUUAUUACCUAUAAGUAUUAUAUGAUAUAUAGGUUGUAUAGCUGAAACAGCUAGACCUCCAUUUGAUACUGUAGAAGCUGAAUCUGAAUUAGUAUCUGGUCAUAUGACUGAAUAUUCAUCAUCUAUAUUUGUAUUAUUCUUUUUAUCUGAAUAUGCAUCUAUAUUAUUCCUUUCUACAUUAACAGCAAUAUUAUUCUUCGGAGGUGGUACUGGUGUUAUUUUAGCUAUUAAAGCUAAUGUAUUUGCAUAUGGUUAUAUUUGAGUACGAGCUACUUUACCUAGAGUUAGAUAUGAUAGAUUAAUUCAUCUUUGUUGAAUGGUAUUCUUACCUUUAUUAUUCGGUUUAAUUAUAUUUAUACCUUCUUUAAUUUAUACUUUAGAUAGUAUAAUCUUAUUAUAA
This is a messenger RNA of Lodderomyces oxycetoniae, 939 nucleotides long. NCBI's taxonomy places the organism in Eukaryota, Fungi, Ascomycota, Pichiomycetes, Serinales, Debaryomycetaceae. The record is from the annotation of a RefSeq genome assembly.